UCAAUUUCCCCUCCCUCUCUCCUUCGUCGAGAAGCAUGCACGAUUUCUUUAUGAUUUUUCCCAGAAAAAAAAAGAUUUCAUCUUCACGCAAAAGGAAUAAUCUUUCGACUGUUUUCCUCUGUGGAUUAACCUUCCCUCAAAACCCAUAUCUUUUCUUUCUCAUUUUCCGAUUUUGUUUCAUCGUAAUACAGAUCUCUCUGUUUUUCUCAAAGCAUCUUCCUUUCUUCAGAUCUGAGGAACUUUUCAGAUUCUGAUGUCGAAACCCUGGGGCGGAAUCGGAAUCGGAGCGUGGGCGGACGAAGCUGAGCGUGCCGACGAAGAGCAAGCUGCGGCGGCGGCGGAUGUGGAGAGUUUUCCGAGCUUGAAGGAGGCUGCGAGCAAUGCCAAGUCUAAGAAGAAGAAGAAGAUGAUGAUGACUUUGUCUGAGUUUACAUCCGGUGCUUACGCGGCGCCUGGAGGUAGAAGCUCCGUUGGGUUGACGCAGCAAGAGAUUCUCCAGUUGCCCACUGGUCCUAGGCAACGGUCUGAGGAUGAAAUGCAGCAGCCUGGACGGUUAGGCGGCGGUUUCUCUUCUUACGGAGGUCGUGGGCCUCGAGAUCGAGAUGAUUCCGGUGGUGGUAGGAGACCUUAUGGUGGUGGGUUUGAUGAUGAGAGGAGAGGCGAUCAGUCUAGGGUUUCGGAUUUUCCGCAAGCUUCGAGAGCUGAUGAGGAUGAUGAUUGGGGCAAAGCGAAAAAGCUUCAAUCUUUCGAUCAGGGACGACAUGGUCGUUAUAGUGGUCUCGGAGGCGGUGGAGGUGGCAGUUAUAACGGUGGUGGUGGCUUCUCCAGAGCUGACGAGACCGAUAAUUGGGCGGCAGGUAAGAGGCAAGCUCCGGUACGGUCAUCUACAUUUGGGUCCGGUUACAGUGAUUCAAACCGUGAACCCGACCGUUGGUCAAGAGGAGUAGCUUUAGGUGGUGUUCAGGAGGAACGUCGUCGUUUGGUUUUGGAGCCACGGAAAGUUGACUCAGGAGCGAGUGAAACUCCACCUGCCGGUGCGAAAACGAGUAAAGCUAAUCCGUUUGGGGCAGCUAGGCCAAGGGAGGAUGUUUUGGCGGAGAAAGGUUUGGACUGGAAGAAGCUUGAUUCGGAGAUUGAGGCUAAGAAAGGAAGUUCUCAAACUAGCAGGCCUUCAAGUGCUCAGUCUGAGAGUUCAGGAUUGAGUAAUGUGGCGAAACCAAGGCCAAAGGUGAAUCCUUUCGGGGAUGCAAAGCCUAGAGAAGUGUUGCUUGAAGAACAAGGGAAAGAUUGGCGCAAGAUGGAUAUGGAACUUGAACAUCGCAGAGUUGACAGGCCUAAAACAGAAGAAGAGAAGAUGUUAAAGGAAGAGAUUGAAGAGCUAAGGAAAAAACUCGACAAGGAAUCCAUUGCUCCAGAGAUUAAACAAUCUGAUCAAGAAUCCGGGAGUAAUAACAAUCACCAUGACUUACCGGAAACUCUACGCGGCAAAGAGAAAUAUCUGGAAAUACUAACCCGUGAGUUGGACGACAAAGUCAGGUUCAGGCAGAGACCAGUUGAAAGGC
This is a messenger RNA of Brassica oleracea var. oleracea, 1562 nucleotides long. RefSeq names its product dentin matrix acidic phosphoprotein 1-like. Gene Ontology annotation, molecular function: translation initiation factor activity; mRNA binding. The record is from RefSeq and is a predicted model, not a curated record. NCBI's taxonomy places the organism in Eukaryota, Viridiplantae, Streptophyta, Magnoliopsida, Brassicales, Brassicaceae.